Messenger RNA from Beta vulgaris subsp. vulgaris (sugar beet), 1323 nucleotides. RefSeq lists its product as uncharacterized. Gene Ontology annotation, molecular function: GDP-Man:Man(3)GlcNAc(2)-PP-Dol alpha-1,2-mannosyltransferase activity. NCBI's taxonomy places the organism in Eukaryota, Viridiplantae, Streptophyta, Magnoliopsida, Caryophyllales, Amaranthaceae. The transcript has 9 exons. The record is from RefSeq and is a predicted model, not a curated record. Gene Ontology annotation, biological process: protein N-linked glycosylation. Gene Ontology annotation, cellular component: endoplasmic reticulum membrane. The coding region runs from base 80 to 631 and encodes 183 amino acids.
GAAACUGACGACCUGUUUAGGUGUUGGGUUGAGGGACUUGGUCAAACUUUUGGGAGUUGCCACUGCAGGUAUCCAUUCCAUGACGGACGAGCAUUUUGGCAUAAGUGUUGUGGAAUUUAUGGCUGCUGGUGCAAUUCCAAUUGCCCACAACUCAACUGGUCCGAAGAUGGACAUUGUGCUGGAAGAAGAGGGACAGCAAACAGGAUUUCUAGAAACACUGAAAUUAUUUGAUAAACCUGAGGAUGGUUAUGAUGAAAUCGCUUCAUUCCAGUGUAAAGAAAGAUUAUGUAAAGUUCAGAAGCACUGUGAGGGAGAUACAAAGAUACCACAUCGCAUUGGAAGUGAUGCAGCAACAAGAGAUUGGGUGGAUGUUUUUACCAGCUUCAGUGGCAUGACCAAAUUGUUGUUGUCAUCCAUUCAUAAGUUGGAUAUGGCACAGAUCAGGAUCCUGAAUGAUGUUUUGGUCCAUCUAGACAAGAGAAAUUUUUUUGAGCUGCUUCAUCGUGACUUCUGCUCUCAGAUCUGGUUUAAAAAGUACUUGACUAUGCAAGCUUUCCUCAAAUCAAAAGAUUGGCGGACACAAAGUGGCUUCUUCAUAGAUCUCUUUAUGAAAAAGCAAAACUACAGCUAAUGCCUCUAGAGCGAGACAUAUUAUUGGUUUAUAUUUAGUAUGGGUGAAGCAGCAGCAGGGUAAUUCAAAAGCAGCAGCAGGGUAAUACAAAAGCAGCAGCUGUAGGGUAAUAAGGAAGCGAGCAGGCCGAUUUUCAGAGCAAAAAUUUUAUGAGGAUUUUAAGGCCUCAGUUCAACAGUAGACAGACAGUAAAUUUUGUCUAAUUGUAAGUUCCAUAGGUACCGAGCACACUCGUGGAGUUUUAUGGGAGGCAGCAGUAGGAAUUAAUAUGAUCAGGUUGUAAGCAACCUAUGACAGUUUAUCACUCUUCAGAUCAAUCAUCGAUGUAUAAAUAAAUUCAACUUGUUCACUAAAAAAGAGAUUGAAGAUUUAAUCCAUGUGACAACCAAAGCAGAUAUGUUCAUAGAGAAAUAAGAUCUAAGAACGGUACCUCACGAUCUAACAGUUGUGGGCCAUUAGAAGCUUCCCCAUUUGAGUCACUAGUUGGAUGUUGAUCUCUAGAUGCAUCCCUUGGUAUUGUUCCACUUGAAAAAUCAGGAAUCACAAGAUCUACUCCUGGAUUAGCGGCUUGAAUUUGAGAAAGAAUGACAGAUGCCACGCUUGGUGCUAGUUUUUGCACUAAUUGAGUCUCCAUACUUUGUAAAAACUCCUGUGGAAAUAUGAAACCUGAAUUUUUAUCCUUUUUUUUCAAA